Messenger RNA from Phyllopteryx taeniolatus (common seadragon), 1608 nucleotides. RefSeq lists its product as uncharacterized. Bases 165 to 743 code for a protein of 192 amino acids. The record is from RefSeq and is a predicted model, not a curated record. Lineage: Eukaryota; Metazoa; Chordata; Actinopteri; Syngnathiformes; Syngnathidae. The transcript has 3 exons.
CAAACCCGCAAUAGCCCUGCCCAGCUUCUCUGCACAGCAUACUUAAGCAUCACAUCAUCCCAAAUGACACUCACACAUCUUUUAGGACUCAACAGAUACUAUUGAAAGAACUUUAGAGAACUGAAUGAUCCAGGUAUCAUAAGAAGAAAAGGACCCAAUUUAAGAUGAAUCUUCCAACAUUUUCACUUCUCGUUGUACUUCUUGCUACGGCAUCUACCAAAGCAAUUGAGGAGAAAUGGGAUCAAGAUGCUGACAUCACUGAAAGUAACCAGAAACAAGGAUCACUGGAUAGAGACAACUUGUGGCUUUCUGAGUCAGCUCAGUCACAUGACUCAUUGGAAACCAGAGACGUCUCUGAGAGUGAGUCGUCUGAGGAGUCCUUUGAGCUGUCGUCUGAGGAGCCACUGCUCGAAUCGUCCGAGGAGUCAUCUGAAGAAUCGUCUGAGGAGAGACCUGACAAAUCUUCUGAAGGGUCCACCGAGCGCUCCUCUGAUGAAUCGCGGGAGGAUUCCUCUGAGGAGUCUUCCGAAGAGUCAUCUGAGGAGGCUUCUGACGAGUCGUCCGAGGAAGUUACCGUCACAGAUCCCACCAUGACAACCGCAGACGGCAGAAACACCCCAACGCCCAAACAUGCCACUACAAGCCCAAAUGAGCCAGGGACGACCACACCCGCUGGAGAUGUCACCGUAAGCCGUGGCGUCUCCACAGAGGCUCCCACCACUGAAAGAAGAGGCGACAACUGAAGACAGAGCCCACCGACCCUAAUGAAUAACUAUCCUAAAAAUUUUAUGUUUGUGGAAUCGUUGUAACAGGAGCCAUUUUUUGUUUCUAAGCAAAACAUUCGUUGUGGCAGCCAGCCAAAUCUGAAUAAUCUAGUUAAUAUUGUAUUUAUUUGAACAUUUCAGGGUGGUUAAUAAAUAACUGUGCUAAUGUAUACAACAUUUUUCGCAUGUACCAUUAGAUACAUACACAUCUAAUAUCCCAUUCAUGAUAUUAUGUUCCACAAAAACAAUAUAUAAUAUAAAACAAUAGCACGCCCGCGACCCUUGUGAGGAUAAGAGGGUUCAGGAAAUGGAUGGAUGGAUGGAUGGAUGGAUGGAUGGAUAGGGCGGUGUAAGGAUGGGCAGAGUAACAGAAGGCAGUGUUGGAGAAAUUAUUAGAAGACUUACGCAUUUGUUAAGAGCUCAUUUUGAUGACUCCUCAGGAGAAAAGAUAGUGACCCAAUAGACACAACUAAAAUCCCCCAAGAAUGGUUUAGAGAAAAAUACUGGAUUUUGUUGAAGAGCCCUGAUAUGAAACCUAUUGAACAUCCAUGGAAGGAACUGAAACAAGGCGCCGUUUAAACAUAAAACAGCUUGAGCCGUUUGCUUUGACACAUACUUUUAGUAUUUACAGAGACUAACGUGCGUCAAUAAGCUGUAGCCCUACAGUACACUAUAGCUCACAAGUGUGUUUCAUGACAGUGGAGGGUGUGUUGUAUUUGUAUUUGUAUUCUUGACUUCCCUUCUGUUGUUUCUACAUGGUGAGUUCUGCAACAUUAACUUGAUGUUCUGCAACAUUGACUUGAUGUAACAUUAACUUGAUGUAAUAAAGUUAACUUGUACUGUU